AUGGACUUCCCUUCCCUGCGACUUCCGAACGGCCAAGUCCACGACUCCAGCUCCCUCUGGGUUCUACUCUUCCCCCCUCCUGUCGCGCUGGCUGCCCUCUUUCCCGAUCUGGUUCUGCCUGCGAUGCGCCUGCGUCAUCCGUCUCUCCAUUGCCUGCGCGAUGCAUUUGCUUCUGCUACCGCCGCUACUCCUUCUACUUUCCAUGCUAACGGACGCGCGACCAGGUCCCCUCCGACUUCCAAACGGAUCAAGACUUCGGCCACCACCAGCGCCCCGCCGCAUCUCCUCGCCCAACAACAGAUCCAUCCCUUCCAUCGAGUUCCGACCUUUGAAGGCAUUCCUAUACCCACGGGUCCGAUCCCCCAUCAACAGCAGCAACAGCAGCAACAGCAGCAACAGCAACAGCAGCAGCAACAUCCGCAACAACAACAGCAGCAGCAACAACCCUCCUCAUCGCGCAAGCGUCCCUCAUCCCCGGCUGCGGGCUCCUCCACGAUGAUGGCGGCACCGAUGACAACGGCCGGUGGUGCGAUGGAGGGUGACCCAAACGUCCUCCAACCGCCGGUCGAGGCGACCCCCAAGAAGAAGGGUCGCACCAACACCCCAUGGACGGCCGAGGAGGAACAACGGCUCAAGACCAUGCGCGAUGCAGGUCGAAGUUGGAGUGAGAUCGCAAAGACCUUUCCGACGCGGACUGAGGGCAGUGUGAAGAAACACUGGUACAAGGAUAUGCACUACGCCGAGUUCGCCGAAGACGAGUCUAUAAAGCUCCGUGACGCAAUUAAGGAAUACGAGGCAAACAAGUGGAAGGUCAUCGGACAGAAAGUCGGCAAGCCGGCCAAGGCCUGCGAGCAGUAUGCCAAGGAGCACUUCAAAAAUCUUUGA
Molecule: messenger RNA, 885 nt
Organism: Penicillium canariense
Lineage: Eukaryota; Fungi; Ascomycota; Eurotiomycetes; Eurotiales; Aspergillaceae
Product: SANT/Myb-like DNA-binding domain-containing protein
Exons: 6
Coding region: 1-885 (294 amino acids)
Source: RefSeq, a predicted model, not a curated record